CGCCAAAGCCUCCGAAGCUCGCCCAUCCCGCAACCCAUCUCCCCUCCAACCGCCAUGUCUGCCGCACGAGCCUUCAGCACCGCUCUCCGGGCUGGUGCCCCCCGCGCCCCCAUUGCCGCCCGCUUCGCCCGCGGCUACGCCGCCGCCGCUCCCUCCAGCGCCGCAACCAAGCCCCCCGUUGCGCUCUUCGGCGUCGAUGGAACAUACGCCAGCGCUUUGUACACCGCGGCCGCGAAGACCAACGCGCUCGACGGCACCGCCAAGUCGCUCGAGCAGCUCGCCACCAUCUUCCAGAAGGACGCCAAGCUCGCCGAGAUCCUGCGCGCUCCCACUCUGUCCGUGUCCGACAAGCAGCAGAUCGUGGCCGAGCUGCAGAAGCACGUCGGUGCGGACAAGGACGGCAUCGUCAAGAACCUGCUCGACACACUCGCCCAAAACAACAGGCUGGGCGUGCUCGAGGGCGUGGUCGAGAACUUCAGCGUCCUGAUGGGCGCGCACCGCGGCGAGAUCGAGCUCGUAGUCACCAGCGCGGCGGCGCUCGACAACAAGACGCUCUCCCGCCUCGAGGCCGCCAUCUCCAAGUCGCAGUACGUCGCCCAGGGCCAGAAGCUCAAGGUCGUGUCCAAGGUCAACCCCGAGAUCCGCGGCGGCCUGAUUGUCGAGAUUGGCGACCGCACCAUCGACCUGUCCGUGUCCUCGAAGAUGGCCAAGAUGAACAAGCUGCUCAAGGAUACUUUGUAAAUAGCGCGGUUCUGGUAUACCCAGCCGGCGACGCUCACCGAGAAGCGGCGUGGUAGGAUUGUGUAUUCUAGACGAUGACGAGAGAGAAAUGUAGUGGUGUUUUCCUCUGGAUUGUGCGGGACCCGGGCGUGCGGCGUGUGGGGUGCGUGCUGUGCGUGGGCUGCUGAGCUUCUGCGAACCGUGUUUCUGGCGUGCUGCUAACAUUUCCACAUGCAUCCAAGCAUUGCAUUUCUCUAACAAUUACAGCAUGUUUCUAACACAUAGUGUACUUCUAACAAAUCUACAGCAUCCCCCUAGCGUUCUUCCAGCGUUCUUACAACAUCCUCCAGCACACCCCCAGCUCCUCCCCCAG
Messenger RNA from Boeremia exigua, 1093 nucleotides. RefSeq names its product ATP synthase delta subunit-domain-containing protein. Gene Ontology annotation, cellular component: membrane. The transcript is spliced from 3 exons. The record is from RefSeq and is a predicted model, not a curated record. Gene Ontology annotation, biological process: proton motive force-driven mitochondrial ATP synthesis. Bases 55 to 741 code for a protein of 228 amino acids. NCBI's taxonomy places the organism in Eukaryota, Fungi, Ascomycota, Dothideomycetes, Pleosporales, Didymellaceae. Gene Ontology annotation, molecular function: proton-transporting ATP synthase activity, rotational mechanism.